AUGGAGCAGGAGGAGUCCAGGGGUGCCAAGACCCUUGGGAUUGAAUUGGGUUUGGCCCUGAGACUGGUGAACGGAGAACACAGGUGUCAGGGCCGAGUGGAGGUCCUGUACCGAGGCUCCUAGGGUACCGUGUGUGAUGACAGCUGGGACACCAAUGACGCCAACAUGGUCUGCAGGCAGCUGGGCUGUGGAUUGGCCAUUUCAGCCCCAGGAGAUGCCCGGUUCGGUCAGGGCUCAGGGCCCAUUGUCCUGGACGAAGUGGGCUGUUCAGGGCAUGAGACCUACCUGUGGAACUGUCCCCAUAGCCCCUGGAACACACACAACUGAGGAAACAGCGAGGACACCAGCGUCAUCUGCCCAGCUGCCCAGACCCAGUCCACGGUUGUGCCAGAGCUUUGGCCCCUCAGAUCCCACUGUCCUGUUCCCGGAACUGAAUCGGGUUUGGCCCUGAGGCUGGUGAACGGAAGUGACAGGUGUCAGGGCCGGGUGGAGGUCCUGUACCGAGGCUCCUGGGGCACUGUGUGUGAUGACAGCUGGGACACCAAUGAUGCCAACGUGGUCUGCAGGCAGCUGGGCUGUGGCUGGGCCAUUUCAGCCCCAGGAGAUGCCCGGUUCGGUCAGGGCUCUGGGCCCAUUGUCCUGGACAACGUGGGCUGCUCAGGGCAUGAGACCUACCUGUGGAGCUGCUCCCACAACCCCUGGAACACACACAACUGCGGACACGGCGAGGACGCCAGCGUCAUCUGCUCAGCUGCACAGAUCACCUCCUCCUCUCCAGAUUGGUGGACCCCAAAAACUACAACCACACAGAGAACCGAAUCAAGUUUGGCCCUGAGGCUGGUGAACGGAGAACACAGGUGUCAGGGCCGAGUGGAGGUCCUGUACCGAGGCUCCUGGGGCACCGUGUGUGAUGACAGCUGGGACACCAACGACGCCAACGUGGUCUGCAGGCAGCUGGGCUGUGGCUGGGCCAUUUCAGCCCCAGGAAGUGCCCGGUUCGGUCAGGGCUCUGGGCCCAUUGUCCUGGACGAAGUGGGCUGUUCAGGGCAUGAGACCUACCUGUGGAGCUGCUCCCACAACCCUUGGAACACACACAACUGCAGACACAGCGAGGACGCCAGCGUCAUCUGCUCAGCUGCCCAGACCCAGUCCACAGUUGUGCCAGCCACACUCCAGAGGGUGACUUUUCCUGUUUCCUUCCAAGUAAGCGAAUCGGGUUUGUCCCUGAGGCUGGUGAACGGAGGUGACAGGUGUCAGGGCCGGGUGGAGGUCCUGUACUGAGGCUCCUGGGGCACCAUGUGUGAUGACAGCUGGGACACCAAUGACGCCAACGGUUGCAGCCAGCUGGGCUGUGGCUGGGCCAUUUCAGCCCCAGGAAGUGCCCGGUUCGGUCAGCGCUCAGGGCCCGUUGUCCUGGACGACGUGGGCUGUUCAGGGCAUGAGACCUACCUGUGGAGCUGCUCCCACAACCCCUGAAACACACACAACUGCGGACACAGCGAGGACGCCAGUGUCAUCUGCUGAUGAACCGAAUCGGGUUUGGCCCUGAGGUUGGUGAACGGAGAAGACAGGUGUCAGGGCCGAGUGGAGGUCCUGUACCGAGGCUCCUGGGGCACCGUGUGUGACGACAGCUGGGAUACCAAUGACGCCAACGUGGUCUGCAGGCAGCUGGGCUGUGGCUGGGCCAUUUCAGCCCCAGGAAGUGCCCGGUUCGGUCAGGGCUCAGGGCCCAUUGUCCUGGACGAAGUGGGCUGCUCAGGGCAUGAAACCUACCUGUGGAGCUGCUCCCACAACCCCUGGAACACACACAACUGCGGACACCACGAGGACGCCAGCGUCAUCUGCUCAGCUGCCCAGACCCAGUCCACGGUUGUGGCAGCUACCCAGAUGCUGUCCACGGCUGUGCCAGAUUGGUGGAAUCCGACAACUGCCUAUAGAACUGAAUCGGGUUUGUCCCUGAGGCUGGUGAACGGAGGUGACAGGUGUCAGGGCCGGGUGGAGGUCCUGUACCGAGGCUCCUGGGGCACCGUGUGUGAUGACUACUGGGACGUGAAUGAUGCCAACGUGGUCUGCAGGCAGCUGGGCUGUGGCUGGGCCAUUUCAGCCCCAGGAAGUGCCCGGUUCGGUCAGGGCUCAGGGCCUAUUGUCCUGGAUGACGUGGGCUGCUCAGGGUAUGAGACCUACCUGUGGAGCUGCUCCCACAACCCCUGGAACACACACAACUGCGGACACCACGAGGACGCCAGCGUCAUCUGCUCAGCUGCCCAGACCCAGUCCACGGUUGUGCCAGCUACCCAGAUGCUGUCCACGGCUGCGCCAGAUUGGUGGAAUCCGACAACUGCCUAUGGAACCGAAUCGGGUUUGGCCCUGAGGUUGGUGAACGGAGAAGACAGGUGUCAGGGCCGAGUGGAGGUCCUGUACCGAGGCUCCUGGGGCACCGUGUGUGACGACAGCUGGGACAUGAAUGAUGCCAACGUGGUCUGCAGGCAGCUGGGCUGUGGCUGGGCCAUUUCAGCCCCAGGAAGUGCCCGGUUCGGUCAGGGCUCUGGGCCCAUUGUCCUGGACGACAUGGGCUGCUCAGGGCAUGAGACCUACCUGUGGAGCUGCCCCCACAACCCCUGGAACACACACAACUGCGGACACCACGAGGACGCCAGCGUCAUCUGCUCAGCUGCCCAGACCCAGUCCACGGUUGUGCCAGCUACCCAGACCCAGGCCACGGCUGUGCCAGCUACCCAGAUGCUGUCCACGGCUGUGCCAGAUUGGUGGAAUCCGACAACUGCCUAUGGAACCGAAUCGGGUUUGGCCCUGAGGUUGGUGAACGGAGAAGACAGGUGUCAGGGCCGAGUGGAGGUCCUGUACCGAGGCUCCUGGGGCACCGUGUGUGACGACAGCUGGGACAUGAAUGAUGCCAACGUGGUCUGCAGGCAGCUGGGCUGUGGCUGGGCCAUUUCAGCCCCAAGAAGUGCCCGGUUCGGUCAGGGCUCAGGGCCCAUUGUCCUGGACGACGUGGGCUGUUUAGGGCAUGAGACCUACCUGUGGAGCUGCCCCCACAACCCCUGGAACACUCACAACUGCGGACACCACGAGGACGCCAGCGUCAUCUGCUCAGCUGCCCAGACCCAGUCCACGGUUGUGCCAGCUACCCAGAUGCUGUCCACGGCUGUGCCAGAUUGGUGGAAUCCGACAACUGCCGAUAGAACCGAAUCGGGUUUGGCCCUGAGGCUGGUGAACGGAGGUGACAGGUGUCAAGGCCGGGUGGAGGUCCUGUACCAAGGCUCCUGGGGCACCGUGUGUGACGACAGCUGGGACAUGAAUGAUGCCAACGUGGUCUGCAGGCAGCUGGGCUGUGGCUGGGCCAUUUCAGCCCCAGGAAGUGCCCGGUUCGGUCAGGGCUCAGGGCCCAUUGUCCUGGACGACGUGGGCUGUUCAGGGCAUGAGACCUACCUGUGGAGCUGCUCCCACAACCCCUGGAACACACACAACUGCGGACACAGUGAGGACGCCAGCGUCAUCUGCUCAGGAACUGAAUCGGGUUUGGCCCUGAGGCUGGUGAACGGAGGUGACAGGUGUCAGGGCCGGGUGGAGGUCCUGUACCGAGGCUCCUGGGGCACCGUGUGUGAUGACUACUGGGAUGUGAAUGAUGCCAACGUGGUCUGCAGGCAGCUGGGCUGUGGCUCAGCCAUUUCAGCCCCAGGAAGUGCCCAGUUCGGUCAGGGCUCUGGGCCCAUUGUCCUGGAUGACGUGGGCUGUUCAGGGCAUGAGACCUACCUGUGGAGCUGCCCCCAUAACCCCUGGAACACACACAACUGCGGACACCACGAGGACGCCAGCGUCAUCUGCUCAGCUGCACAGAUCAACUCCUCAACUCCAGGUUGGUGGCCCCCACAAACCACAACCACUCAGAGACCAGGAAUCAACUUCUCCACUCCAGGCCCCGGCAGCCCCACCCAGCCAGAUCCUGUUUAUGAUGUCACCAACCCAGCCACAAAUUAUUCCUGUGGAGGCUUCCUGACCCAAUCUUCAGGGAACGUUUCCAGCCCAUUCUACCCUAGGAACUAUCCGAACAACGCCAAGUGUGUGUGGGACAUUGAAGUUCAAAACAACUACCGAGUGACUGUGACCUUCAGAGAUGUCCAGCUGGAAGGCGGCUGUAACUACGAUUACAUCGAAGUGUACGACGGCCCCCACCACAGUUCCCAGCUGCUCGCCCGGGUUUGUGACGGGGCAAGGGAUUCCUUCACCUCAUCGUCCAACUUCAUUUCCAUCCGCUUCAUCAGCGACACCUCCGUCACCAAGAGAGGGUUCUCAGCUGAAUACUUCUCCAUUCCUUCCAAUGGGAACACAAAGCUGAUUUGCCUGCAAAAUCACAUGCAAGCCAAUGUGAAGACGAGCUACCUCCAAUCCCUGGGCUACUCUGCCAGGGACCUUGCCAUUCCCGGCUCGGACACAAGCUACCAGUGUCAGCCCCAGAUUACAUCGAGCCAGGUGACGUUCAUGAUUCCCUACUCUGGCUGCGGCACCACCCAGCAGGUGGAUAAUGACACCAUUACCUACUCCAACUUCCUCAAAGCGACUGCUUCAAGCGGCAUCAUUAACAGGAAGAGGGACCUCCAAAUUCACGUCAGCUGCAAGAUGCUCCAGAACACCUGGGUUAACACGAUCUAUGUUACUAAUGACACCAUCGAGGUUGAGAACAUACAAUAUGGCAAUUUUGACGUGAACAUGUCCUUUUAUACAUCCUCUUCGUUCCUGUAUCCGGUGACCAGCAGCCCAUACUAUGUGGACCUAAACCAGAAUUUGUACCUUCAGGCUGAAAUCCUCCGUUCUAGAGCCUCCCUAGCCUUAUUUGUGGACACCUGUGUGGCAUCACCGAAUCCCAAUGACUUUACAUCUUUGACCUACGAUCUCAUCCGGAGCGGGUGUGUGAAGGAUGAGACCUACCGACCCUACCACCAGCCCUCGUCCAACAUCGUCCGCUUCAAGUUCAGUUCCUUCCACUUCCUGAACCGCUUCCCCUCCGUGUACCUGAAGUGCAAGAUGGUCGUGUGCAGGGCGUAUGACCCCUUCUCCCGCUGCAACAGAGGCUGCAUUGUGAGGGGUAAGAGGGACGUGAGCUCCUACCAGGAGAAGGUGGACGUCGUCCUGGGACCCAUCCAGCUGCAGGCCUCGCCCCAGAAGAGGAAGCUGGACCGGCAGGUGGUGGACACGGAGGAGGAGACCAGCACCCAUGGGAGCUACCACAGUGCCACCAUUUUUGCCGGGGUCCUCGUGGUCAUGGUCGUGGCCGUGGCAGCCUUCGCACUGGGGCGGAGAGUGCGGGCAGCCCGUGCCCAGCCUCCAAGCACUAAGAUGUGAAGCAGGAGGACAUGGUGCUCAGACCCAAGUCCCUGUGCUCUGGAGCGCGUGAGGAGGGAAGAAACCAGUGUUCAGAGCUUGGUACCCAGAGCACAUAACUGUGUUAAACUCUGGCCCGGUGCAUGGUGGGGGUGGACGAAGGAGGGGGCUGAGAAAGAUGAGAGCAGCUUUCCUCCAAAACACAGGCUCGGCGCAGGGACAAAAUGUCAGGCAAGCAGGCUGGGGACCUAAAAAUCCCGCCUGCAGCUGGGAGCUUACACACUAGGAGCACUCGUUGUGGAUAGAAUUUCUUUUCUGACCUUUUAGGAACCAAAUUCUUUGCCCUGUGGUGUAUAUAUCUUAGCCUUUCCUUGUUAUAGGGCAAGCUGAAUAAAGAACUUUUUUCAAAGCA
Molecule: messenger RNA, 5749 nt
Organism: Capra hircus (goat)
Lineage: Eukaryota; Metazoa; Chordata; Mammalia; Artiodactyla; Bovidae
Product: deleted in malignant brain tumors 1 protein
Cellular component (GO): membrane
Source: RefSeq, a predicted model, not a curated record